AUUUGCGAGUUCAGCAGGACUCACGUAGCUGUCUCAACUUUCCUGGGAAAGUAAAUAGAAAGAAAACUCCGCAAGGAAACUAAGGAUUUAGGGCUUUUCUCCGUGCAGUGAGAGUAUGUCUCAGACCGGAAAAUUGAUGCCGAAUCUCGACCAGCAGAGCACCAAAAUGCUCAACCUCACCGUGCUCCAGAGAAUGGAUCCCUUCAUCGAAGAGAUUUUGAUCACCGCGGCGCAUGUUACGUUCUACGAGUUCAAUAUCGAGAGCAACCAAUGGAGUCGCAAAGACGUUGAAGGAUCUCUUUUUGUCGUUAAGAGGAACACUCAACCGCGGUUCCAAUUCAUUGUAAUGAAUCGGCGAAACACAGAUAACCUAGUGGAGAAUCUAUUGGGAGAUUUUGAGUAUGAAGUUCAGGUUCCCUACCUGUUGUACCGGAAUGCAUCCCAAGAAGUUAAUGGUAUUUGGUUUUACAAUCCACGGGAGUGUGAGGAUGUUGCAAAUCUAUUUACUAGGAUUCUCAAUGCAUAUUCGAAAGUUCCUUCAAAGUCAAAAGUAUCUCCAAGCAAAAGUGAGUUUGAGGAACUUGAAGCAGUCCCAACCAUGUCGGUGAUGGAGGGUCCUCUGGAGCCAUCAUCAACUGCCACUGAUGCUCCCGAAGAUUCUUCCUUUCAGGGCAUUUUUGGUGCAGCUACAAAUAUUGGAAGCGGUGGUUUAAACCUAGCUAACUCAAGACCUUCUUCACAGCCCAUCUAUCAUUCUUCUGCAACUCUCCCUUUAUCGUCUCACUCGCCUAGUGUUGCUUCCUCUCCUGCACCAACUCCACAAGUACCAUCACUCUCUCUUCUGGCUUCAUCCAAUCCAACCCCCCUCCAAGACACACUUGAUCCAAUCAGAAGCAGCAAUCAAGUCACUAAUCUUCUGAAGCCCUCUUCAUUUUUUUCACCUGCCACUUCCUCAUCUGCAUUGAUGAUCCCACCUAUUUCUUCAUCAGUGCCAACAGCUCCUCUGCAUCCUCCCCUGAAUUUGCAGCGCCCAUAUGGCACUCCUUUGCUUCAGCCCUUUCCACCACCCACUCCACCACUGUCUCUUACUCCUAGUUCUGCGCCUCAAAUUGAUGGACCAUUUAUUAGCAGAGAUAAAGUUCGUGAUGCCCUACUGAUGGUUGUUCAGGACGAUCAAUUUAUUGAUAUGUUUUACAAAGCAUUGGUGAAGGUGCACCAUCCAUGAGUACCUUCAGAGAACUAGUGAGCUUUCCUUCUGAAGAUUUUGAAGGUGAACCCAUCUAUUAGUACCAUUAGAGCAGUAGCGAUUUUUCCUUCUGGAUGUCGAUGGGCCUAAAAUAUCUGAGGGUCGGUUCUGUAUAUAGCUUGUUUACUCGAGUUUCACAAAUGAGGGAAGUAUAAUAUCUAUCUGGACUAACAUCAUUAGAGCUUCAGGCUUUUGGAUGCUUGUCAACUUUGAGAAGUUUGUUUCCUUGCAUAUUGGAAUGGUGGUACUCUAUUGAUUGGUUCAGUUCAUGUCAUUAUCUUCCGUUAAAUAGAAUGUUUGUAACAGCUGAAA
Messenger RNA from Carya illinoinensis, 1558 nucleotides. Its product is annotated as mRNA-decapping enzyme-like protein. Bases 116 to 1225 code for a protein of 369 amino acids. Gene Ontology annotation, molecular function: enzyme activator activity; mRNA binding. Gene Ontology annotation, cellular component: P-body. Gene Ontology annotation, biological process: deadenylation-dependent decapping of nuclear-transcribed mRNA; positive regulation of catalytic activity; deadenylation-independent decapping of nuclear-transcribed mRNA. The record is from RefSeq and is a predicted model, not a curated record. NCBI's taxonomy places the organism in Eukaryota, Viridiplantae, Streptophyta, Magnoliopsida, Fagales, Juglandaceae. The transcript has 8 exons.